AUGAGGCUGACAGAAUUGCAGUUCUGCCAUACUCCUCCCAGGUCCAAGUGGUUCCUGUCGCAACCUACGGAGGUGGUGCUGGCCCUGGCCGGACACUAUUCGGGAGGCAAAGCCAUCACCGUGAAGAGCAUCAGUGAUGGCGUCUCAGACUGCCCCUACAGCCACACUCUGGUGGUCACCGUAGACCGCUGUCCCCGUAUAGUGACAGCCAUCACGGGCAAUAUCGCCAAACAGUCCGAGAUCAAGUUGUUUGUGAAGGCUUAUAACUACAACCAUCUCAUGCCCAGCAGGUGCUCUGUGGGAUUCCUUUGGACAAAACUGGUCAACAAGGAUGUCUUCAGAGAUCCUGCUCUGAAACAAAAGGCCCGAUGGGAGACCCAGAUCAAGUCUGAGGGGAGGUACAAGACUGGGCAAGAACAAGUGCUUCCUCAGAAGCUGCGGUUCUGGAUAGUGUUGUUCUACUCAUUAAAUAUUUAA
Messenger RNA from Ochotona princeps (American pika), 477 nucleotides. Its product is annotated as large ribosomal subunit protein eL27-like. Gene Ontology annotation, biological process: translation. Gene Ontology annotation, cellular component: ribosome; cytosolic large ribosomal subunit. NCBI's taxonomy places the organism in Eukaryota, Metazoa, Chordata, Mammalia, Lagomorpha, Ochotonidae. Bases 1 to 477 code for a protein of 158 amino acids. The record is from RefSeq and is a predicted model, not a curated record. The transcript is spliced from 2 exons. Gene Ontology annotation, molecular function: structural constituent of ribosome.